CCUAGAGAUGGGUUCGAACACCAACACUCCUAUAGCUCUCUUUCUUGCAUUUAACCUUCUUUUCUUUGCACUUGCUAGUGGUUGCACCACCUGCCCUGGCGCUACCCUAAAACCUGAUCAAUCUGGAGCAACCUGUCCAAUAGAUAUCCUGAAACUAGGUGUGUGCGCUAAUGUUCUUGGUAGUCUAAUUGGUAUUAUCAUUGGGCACCCACCAGUUAAGCCAUGUUGUAGCCUGAUCGAAGGCCUUGUUGAUCUUGAGGCUGCUGUUUGCGUUUGUACUGCUAUCAAGGCUAAUAUUCUUGGGGUCGUUCUGAAUGUGCCACUCUCUCUCACUUUGCUUCUCAAUGUUUGUAGCAAGAAUGUUCCGAAGGAUUUCCAAUGUGCUUAAAUAAUCAAUUAUUGAGUGUGAGAGAAACUGGGUGUGAAUGUUUAUUGUUUGAUCUUUAUUUGGGAGAAAAGAAUUUAAUUUCUAUAUAAUGAUGGAAUUAUUAUUUUUGAUAUAAAAUGAAACUUAAUAUGAUGUUUUUGUUUUAUAUUAGUUAUGUGUAAAAUUAAAUGGACGAGCUUACUCAAAAAUCUUAAAUAUUGUUUGUAAGUUGAAUUUUAAAUAUUAUGUAACAUGUAAAUUAGAAAAAUAUUAUGUAAAUACUCAAAGAUGCAGAAAAUUCCAACAAAAAUAAUAUUUUUCUAGUAAUUUAUAACGAAGCUAAAAACUUAAUUUUCAAAAAAGUCAUACUCCAUCAACAAUUCAGUUAAAAACCAAGAGUUGAAAUUUAUGUCACUGU
This is a messenger RNA of Lactuca sativa (garden lettuce), 785 nucleotides long. Its product is annotated as putative lipid-binding protein AIR1. Lineage: Eukaryota; Viridiplantae; Streptophyta; Magnoliopsida; Asterales; Asteraceae. The record is from RefSeq and is a predicted model, not a curated record.